AUGAGGAUUUCCCCGGUCUUGGUUUGGAUUCUUUUCCCAGGCUGCUGGGCAGUGACAGGCCCUGGGACAGUGCACGGGCCCCUGGGCGGGUUGGUGACUGUGCGGUGCCAGUAUGAGAGAGGCUACAAGGAUUAUCCGAAAUUCUGGUGCAGAGCAAGACCCCUGUGGUGUUCCAGCGGUCACAUCAUUGAGACCCCGGGGUCGGAGGCGGAAGUGAAGCGGGGCAGAGUCUCCAUCCGAGACAAUCACACCCUGAGCGCAUUCACUGUGACCGUGGAGAACCUGACACCGGCAGAUGCUGGCAUGUACCACUGCGGGGUAGAGAGAACUGGGCCUGAUCUCAGGGCCACUGUGGAAGUCACCGUCUCCCCAGCUGUCCAUACCUCCACCUCCACUGGAAGGCCCCCAGCGACAACAGAGCAGCCCAGCGGGGCUGCUUCCACACCCAUUACACUCUCUAUAAGCAUCAACGACACUCAUGCACUGUGA
Messenger RNA from Mauremys mutica (yellowpond turtle), 489 nucleotides. Its product is annotated as CMRF35-like molecule 1. Bases 1 to 489 code for a protein of 162 amino acids. Gene Ontology annotation, molecular function: transmembrane signaling receptor activity. The transcript has 3 exons. NCBI's taxonomy places the organism in Eukaryota, Metazoa, Chordata, Testudines, Geoemydidae. Gene Ontology annotation, cellular component: plasma membrane. The record is from RefSeq and is a predicted model, not a curated record.